AUGUCAUCAUCUUUUGGAUUGACUUUUGAACAUGAGAAUCUACUACUGUCAUUGUCAUUAGAUGAUAAACCUAAUGGUGGGUUUAGAUCCCAAGAUGAUGUUGAUGCUAUGGAUAUAGACGAUCCAAUGGAUAUUGAUGAUGAAACAGAAAUUGAAGAGGAAAGUAUCAAUGAGGUUGAAAAAGAAGAAGAAAAUGAAACAAAACAACAGGAUCAUAAUUUAUUGGCUUUAAUCUCACCAACUAUGCUUGGAGCAAAACUUGCUGUACAUAAACCAAAAUUAUUAAUGCCACCAUCACCAACACCUAAAAUAGUUAAAAGUAGAAAACCUUCAAUAGAUUAUGAAUUUGAUACAAGUUCAUAUCGACCGUUAAGGAAUAUUUCACCGAGUGUUGAACAAAACUCAUUCAUAACAAAAAGAAAUAACACAACAUAUCAAACUUCACCAGAUUUACAAAUGUUUUUAUCAUCAACUAAUAAUAAGAAUGAACCUAGCACCACUAUACAUCAUCAUCAUUAUUAUGGAUCGUCACCCAAGGACACAUAUUUAGAAGAAUUAAAACUACAGCGACAUCAACAAAAAUUAGAAAUUGAAAAAUAUUUAGAAAUUCAAGAUCAUCAAAAAAGAUUAGAAUUAUACAGGAACAAAAAUUUCCUAAGUUUACCAUCACCAUGGAAAACAAAUAUUCAUCCAAUUGAAAAAAUUCCAUAUUUAAUAUCAUCAUAUUUACAAUUAUUUUUAAAUUUUAUAAUAUCAUUAUAUUUAAUAUAUUUAAUUUAUUAUAUUGCCAUAACUAUAAAAUCAGAUAUUAAUCAUAAAAUUAAUUUACAAAAACAAAAUUUACAAUAUCAAAUUGAAAUAUGUACAAAAGAAUAUUAUGAAAAUCAAUGUAAUGUACCAGAAUUUUAUAAUUUACCAAUAUUAAAAAAAAAAUGUUUAAUGUUUGAAAAAUGUAUGAAACAAAAUCCAAAUUCUUUAGGUAAUUUAUCUUUAAUAAAUGCUCAAAUAUUUGGAAUGUUAUUAAAUUCAUUAAUUGAACCUUUAGGAUUUAAAUUUUUUUUAUUUAUUUUAUGGUGUGGUAUUGUUAUAUUUGGUUGUAAUUUUUUAUUUGGUUAUAUUAGAGCUAAAACUUAUUAUGGUGGACAAAUUGAAUUGGACUAA
Messenger RNA from Lodderomyces pseudojiufengensis, 1161 nucleotides. RefSeq lists its product as uncharacterized. Lineage: Eukaryota; Fungi; Ascomycota; Pichiomycetes; Serinales; Debaryomycetaceae. The transcript has a single exon. Gene Ontology annotation, biological process: nuclear envelope organization; lipid homeostasis. Gene Ontology annotation, cellular component: nuclear envelope; nuclear membrane. The record is from RefSeq and is a predicted model, not a curated record. Bases 1 to 1161 code for a protein of 386 amino acids.